Megalobrama amblycephala (Wuchang bream) is the source of this 828-nucleotide messenger RNA. RefSeq names its product tensin-like. The transcript has 6 exons. NCBI's taxonomy places the organism in Eukaryota, Metazoa, Chordata, Actinopteri, Cypriniformes, Xenocyprididae. Gene Ontology annotation, biological process: fibroblast migration. Bases 58 to 585 code for a protein of 175 amino acids. The record is from RefSeq and is a predicted model, not a curated record.
UGACCCGUUUGGAAUUAGGUUGAGUAAAGAGGAUGUUAUUUACUAUAUAAGCAUUUAAUGUUUAAUGGUUUUUGUUUCCAAUUUCAGCUGCUUAAUCUCAGUGAACGCAGGCAUGACAUCACCAAGCAGAACCCCAGGGUGCUGGAUUUUGGUUGGCCUGAUCAUCAUGCUCCUGCUCUAGACAAAAUUUGCAGUAUCUGUAAAGCCAUGGACACCUGGCUUAAUGCAGACCCUCACAAUGUAGUGGUGCUGCACAACAAGGGAAACUGGGGGAGAACCGGCGUGGUGAUUGGUGCCUAUAUGCACUACAGUAACAUAUCUGCCAGUGCUGACCAGGCAUUGGACAGGUUUGCCAUGAAGCGUUUUUAUGAAGAUAAAGCCAUGCCCGUGGGCCAGCCUUCCCAGAGAAGGUAUGUGCAUUACUUUGCUGGUCUUCUUUCUGGCCACAUAAAAAUCAACAACAAGCCCCUGUUCCUUCACCAUGUCAUCAUGCAUGGCAUCCCUAAUUUUGAGUCUAAAGGAGGUUGCCGACCCUUCCUCAAAAUCUAUCAAGCAAUGCAGCCUGUGUACACAUCUGGAAUUUAGUAAGUAAACUGCUUGUGUGUAUGCUGAGUUAUGUUAAUAUGCAACGUGUGGUUGUGAUCUCAUGUUGUGUGUAAAGUCUGGUUGUUGCACAUUUUCAUUGACAUAAACACUGACAUGUACAUCUAACAUCAAUGACAGCAUCUAAAACAUCAUAUAUAUUUGAUAUAUGAACAACUUUAGAGACAAAAAUGUUCUUAUCCAUUCUAAAUGUUCUAAAUUAAUUCAUGUUCAUAGAAUAUUGAA